Ceratitis capitata (Mediterranean fruit fly) is the source of this 1429-nucleotide messenger RNA. Its product is annotated as ATP-dependent DNA helicase pif1-like. NCBI's taxonomy places the organism in Eukaryota, Metazoa, Arthropoda, Insecta, Diptera, Tephritidae. Bases 581 to 1411 code for a protein of 276 amino acids. The record is from RefSeq and is a predicted model, not a curated record. The transcript has 2 exons.
UUUGCUAAGUAAACCAGUUGCUUGUGAAUUGUGUUGUUGCAAAACUCGUAAUAACACGGCACCAAAAAAGAAAGUACUGUCCAUUAAAGAAAAAUGGAAAUUAUUAAUGUGCUCGAAAAAGAUGAAUUGUCUGUGCGAGAAAUUGCAAAAAACUAUGUGAUGUGCAUCAAAAGUGAAGUUUUCUUAAAUAAGGCGGCUCUGAAAUAGACAAAAUGUACUUUAAUUGGUUUUCUAAGUGAGCAAUGCUAAGAAAACGCAAAGGGGCUGAUUUGAGCCGCAGUACAAGUAAAGCUCGAAACUUGCGAAAUAGCAGAUCCGAAAGAAUAGAAGAACAAAUCCAGCAACAAAAUACUGAUGCACGUCUCAGAAUAGCGCAAUUGCAUCAAGAAGAGCCAGAAGAUACACGAGCUGAACGCAAUGAAGUCAGAAGAUUAGAACAACGACAAUUACGCCGUUUCACAGUCAAUAGACGAAGAACAAAUGACCAACAACGACAACAGAUACAUCGAGCAUUUAUAUCUGAUUCAUUCCUGCGUCUAGCAUUGAAUAUUAUGCUCAUUAAAAAGUGGUAAUUGGUGCUAUGGACAAGGAAUGUCCGCAUUGUCAUGCUCUGAAAUUCAAAAAUGAACCAGCUGGGAUGUGUUGCGCGUCAGGAAAAGUGCAGCUACCUGAAAUUGAAACACCACCUGAACCAUUGAACGGCUUACUUAUCGGCACGGAUCCAGAUUCUAAAAAAUUACCGACCGAUUUCUGCACAAUCGCUGAUUCGCAAGAUAUUCUCAUUGAACAAAUAUUUCCCGAUGCACACACACAGUACAUAAAUCAUGAGUGGCUUUCAGAAAGAGCGAUUUUACGGGAAAAAAAUGUAGACAUUGACCAUUUAAAUCUGAAGAUACAAAUGUUGUUGCCGGGGAACUUGGUAUCAUAUAAAUCUAUUGAUACAGUUUGCGACGACAGCGAAGCAGUAAAUUUUCCCACAGAGUUUUUGAACUCACAAUUAAAGGUUGGAUCUCCAAUUAUCUUGCUUCGUAAUUUGCACCCGCCCCGGCUGUGCAACGGUACGCGAUUAGUCAUUCAAAAAUUAAUGAAAAACGUGAUCGAAGCCAGGAUUUUAAAUGGCAAGUUCAGAGGUGAAAAUAUACUCAUACCACGGACUCCUAUUAUACUUACAGAUGUGCCAAUUCAAUUCAAACGUAUUCAGUUUCCGAUUCGAUUGGCAUUUGCAAUGACUAUCAACAAAUCCCAAGGCCAAACGAUGUCUGUUUGUGGCUUAGAUUUGAGAACACCAUGUUUUUCACACGGACAAUUAUACGUGGCUUGCUCUCGAGUGGAUAAACCAUCCAGUUUGUUUGUGUUAGCUAAAGAUGGACUAACAAAAGAUAUUGUUCACGCAAUAGCAUUAAGAAAUUGAUAUUGUUUAAUAGUGUUA